AUGAGGCCCCCGAUCGUUCGGCGCAAAGUGGAGGGGGGCAGCCACCCGCCGCCCGGCCUCCAGGGCUGCUGGAGCGCCAUCCCUAUCUCCAUCGUGAAUCAGUCGGGUAACAAGGAGCUCCAGAUCCUGGGGACCCUGGCCAUCGCCCCCGCUGUCAAAGUCAUCCCCGCCCAGAGCCCCCAGAAGAAUGGCGGGGGGGGUCAUGGCCGUUCCCAAUCUAACCGGAAAUGCCCGCCAAAGACCGUUAGAGCCCUCAGGAGGCAUGUCACCCUUCUGCCCCGCCCGCCCAAGGAUAACCUGUUCAAACCAAUUACCGACCAGCUCCACUACUUGCUCAAGAAGGCCGAUGAAUUCCAGGGCUACUUGCUUUUGAGGGACAAGAUGCAGAAGAAGCAGGUGGCCACGGCUAUGCCCACGCUCCUGCAGAUGUGUCAGCCCUUCUUUCAGUACCUGGAGUCAUCUGCCCGAGGGUCAAGCCAGGCCAAUGAAAAUCUGCUAGGAAAUUUGGCGGGAAAUCUCGCAAAUCUGCCCAAAAAUCUGCCCGCCGCCGUUCGCAAUCAGCUGCUGGAUGUCUCCCAACAGCUGGCACUGCGGCUGGAGCAGCUGAUCAUCCUGUAUGCCACUAAUAACUUGCUCACCUUGGAGGAUACCAAUCCACUUAGUAUCUCCUGUUUCUUCUGUGGGAGGUUCUCACUCAGUGCCUUUCAUCACAUCUCCAUCUUCCGCUACUGCACCCCGAACCCUUACACAUCCCGUCGCCUCCCCCGCCUCCUCUACAAGAAGAUGCGCUGGAACUUAGAGAUCAUCCCACAACCUGGGAGCAAGAAUCUUGUAGCCCAGGAGGAAUAUUACUUCCUCUGCUACCGCGAUACGAGCUCCAGAAAAGGCAAGAAGACUAACAACACGUACCCAAGAACCCAAAAGAUCUGGUCCUUGGGGCGAUGGGUGCCUCUAGUGCCUGACAAGAAUGAAAUUUCAGACAUUUCCACCUGGGUCCUGUGCAUUCAGCCUUCUGGUGACUACCAGCAGCUGUUGACCAUUGGUUUUGAGGAGCCAUCUCAUACGAUGGCCACUAAUCUCCUGGUGCAAGUCCUAACUGGCCAGUAUAUGGCAGCAAACUGGGCUCCCGUCACCUUAGGCAGAAAGCGUCCCCUGCGGCAACUGCUCCCCCUUUUGUCUUAAUUUUUCCUGGAUACAAUAAAGCCAGAAGUGUUCUGUGUUCAUUUUCUCAACUCA
Molecule: messenger RNA, 1236 nt
Organism: Ornithorhynchus anatinus (platypus)
Lineage: Eukaryota; Metazoa; Chordata; Mammalia; Monotremata; Ornithorhynchidae
Gene: C7H19orf67
Product: chromosome 7 C19orf67 homolog
Exons: 7
Coding region: 1-1182 (393 amino acids)
Source: RefSeq, a predicted model, not a curated record